Messenger RNA from Triticum dicoccoides, 1057 nucleotides. Its product is annotated as chlorophyll a-b binding protein of LHCII type 1-like. Gene Ontology annotation, cellular component: membrane. The record is from RefSeq and is a predicted model, not a curated record. The coding region runs from base 96 to 896 and encodes 266 amino acids. Gene Ontology annotation, biological process: photosynthesis, light harvesting. Lineage: Eukaryota; Viridiplantae; Streptophyta; Magnoliopsida; Poales; Poaceae. The transcript has a single exon.
GCUCCUCUCAAACCAUCCCGCCAUACACCACCACAGCCCCACUCGUAGAGAGCACGCGCACCGGACACGCACGAAGUCUCCUCGACCAGCGAGCAAUGGCGACCACCGCGAUGGCGCUCUCCCCCUCGUCCUUCGCCGGGAAGGCGGUGAAGGACCUGCCGUCGUCGGCGCUCUUCGGGGAGGCGCGCGUCACCAUGCGCAAGACCGCGGCCAAGGCCAAGCCGGUGUCGUCCGGCAGCCCGUGGUACGGCUCCGACCGCGUGCUCUACCUCGGCCCGCUCUCCGGCGACCCCCCGAGCUACCUCACCGGUGAGUUCCCCGGCGACUACGGGUGGGACACCGCGGGGCUGUCGGCCGACCCCGAGACCUUCGCCAAGAACCGGGAGCUGGAGGUGAUCCACUGCCGGUGGGCCAUGCUGGGCGCUCUCGGCUGCGUCUUCCCCGAGCUGCUCGCCCGCAACGGCGUCAAGUUCGGCGAGGCCGUGUGGUUCAAGGCCGGCUCCCAGAUCUUCAGCGAGGGCGGCCUCGACUACCUCGGCAACCCCAGCCUCGUCCACGCGCAGAGCAUCCUUGCCAUCUGGGCCUGCCAGGUCGUGCUCAUGGGCGCCGUCGAGGGCUACCGCGUCGCCGGCGGCCCGCUCGGCGAGAUCGUCGACCCGCUCUACCCCGGCGGCAGCUUCGACCCCCUGGGCCUCGCCGAUGACCCCGAGGCAUUCGCGGAGCUCAAGGUGAAGGAGAUCAAGAACGGCCGCCUCGCCAUGUUCUCCAUGUUCGGCUUCUUCGUGCAGGCCAUCGUCACCGGCAAGGGCCCCCUCGAGAACCUCGCCGACCACCUCGCCGACCCCGUCAACAACAACGCCUGGGCCUUCGCCACCAACUUUGUGCCCGGCAAGUAAGCUGCUAGGUCUUGUAGCAACGAUCGAGUGUCUAGAAACUGAUCGACCGUGCACGUACGUACGUACGCGAUGAAGCGUGCGCAUGCAUGCAUGCACCUGGUUUCGUUUGUACAACCAUGAUGUAAAGUACGAAGGUUGAAUGCAAAAGUCUGUUGCUAGAA